CUGGGAGACGCAGCUCACAACGCCUCCCUCCCACCGGCUGAGAGCAGCCUGGAAUCCCUGAGACUGAGGGAGGGAGACCGUUCCUGAGAGUCUGCCUUGCACUCGGCGGCGGGGAGCCUCUCCCACUGUGGAACUUUCUCCCGUUGCCUGUUUGCUGGACUGUUUCUCACUGAUCUGAAUAGUUCGAAUAUAGAGGCUUGUGUUCAUCCUUACAUCUCUCCAAAGUUUGCAGGGUGCCUGGCACAUAGACCUGUAGAAGGACGCAGCCGGUCCCUCUGCAUUGGAACCAGACUAUUGCACCCAACGCCGGAGUCUGCGGUGUCCUGUGGACUGUGCGCGGCGACAGCCGCCGGCGUGACCCGAAGGCCCGUGCCCCACGCAGGCGCCCAGGCACCAUCCCGCGUCUUCUGCCACUCGUAGGCGCUCGGGACCUCUAGGCCCAGGGGUAGAUUCAGCCUCUCCUCCAGCACCUCCAGGAAGAACCAAAAUUUCAAUUUGGGAUUUUCCUAUAAACAAGAGCCUAGAGUCGGUUUUGCUCGAUGCUGGAUUUAAUACGUGUAUGUUUUUGAGAGAUUGGUUUUUCUUUACUUUUGAUUUUUGAUCUGCGUUUAUGUGACAGACUCUCACCUGUACCUUAUUAUUAUUUUUUCUAUCAUUAUUAUUAUUGUGUCUUGCUGCAUCGCGCCUUGACUCGCGAGUGACGGGACUCCGAAGCGUAGAGCUCGCAGGGGCGAUGUACCAGAGCUUGGCCAUGGCGGCCAACCACGGCCCCCCUCCCGGGGCCUACGAGGCGGGCGGCCCCGGCGCCUUCAUGCACAGCGCGGGCGCUGCGUCCUCGCCAGUCUACGUGCCCACGCCGCGGGUGCCCUCAUCUGUGCUGGGCCUGUCUUAUCUCCAGGGCGGAGGCGGGGGCGCCGCGUCCGGAGCCACCUCUGGCGGCAGCUCUGGUGGGGCCCCGUCGGGUGCCGGGCCCGGAACCCAGCAGGGCAGUCCCGGCUGGAGCCAGGCGGGAGCCGAGGGAGCCGCCUACACGCCCCCGCCGGUGUCGCCGCGCUUCUCCUUCCCGGGAACCACUGGGUCCCUGGCGGCCGCCGCCGCCGCCGCCGCGGCCCGGGAAGCCGCGGCCUACAGCAGUGGUAGCGGAGCUGCGGGUGCGGGCCUGACGGGCCGCGAGCAGUACGGGCGUGCGGGCUUCGCAGGCUCUUACUCAAGCCCCUACCCCGCCUACAUGGCCGACGUGGGCGCGUCCUGGGCCGCUGCCGCCGCCGCCUCCGCCGGUCCCUUCGACAGCCCGGUCCUGCACAGCUUGCCCGGGAGGGCCAACCCCGCUGCCCGACACCCCAAUCUCGUAGAUAUGUUUGAUGACUUCUCGGAAGGCAGGGAGUGUGUCAACUGUGGGGCCAUGUCCACCCCGCUCUGGAGGCGCGACGGGACGGGGCAUUACCUCUGCAACGCCUGCGGCCUCUACCACAAGAUGAAUGGCAUCAACCGGCCCCUGAUCAAGCCCCAGCGCCGGCUGUCGGCUUCCCGCCGGGUGGGCCUGUCCUGUGCCAACUGCCAGACCACCACCACCACGCUGUGGCGCCGCAACGCCGAGGGUGAGCCGGUGUGCAAUGCCUGCGGCCUCUACAUGAAGCUCCACGGCGUCCCAAGGCCUCUUGCAAUGCGGAAAGAGGGGAUUCAGACCAGAAAACGGAAGCCCAAGAAUCUUAAUAAAUCUAAGACACCGGCAGGUCCCUCGGGUGGUGAGAGCCUUCCUCCCGCCAGCAGCGCCUCCAGCAACUCCAGCAACGCAGCCACCAGCAGCAGCGAAGAGAUGCGUCCCAUCAAGACAGAGCCCGGGCUGUCGUCCCACUACGGGCACAGCAGCUCCAUGUCCCAGACGUUCUCAGUCAGUGCGAUGUCCAGCCACGGGCCCUCCAUCCACCCGGUCCUCUCGGCCCUGAAGCUCUCCCCACAAGGCUACGCAUCUUCUGUCAGCCAGUCACCGCAGCCCAGCUCCAAGCAGGACCCUUGGAACAGUCUGGCCUUGGCUGACAGUCAUGGGGACAUAAUCACUGCAUAAUGUCACCUCCUUCCCUCCUCAGAUUCCUGCAUGGACUUGGGACUUGGAGGAUGGCAGAGAUGAGGCUCUGGGGCCCCAGGAGCCAGCCCGUUCUGUUGGAGAAUGACUCCAGAAGAACAACUGGGAAGAAACUUGAAAUUGACAGAUUGGUUAGGGGAAGUGGGUGUUGGAUUAUAUCAGAUGCCUUUCAAGGGUGGACUCCUGGGAAGAGCCCAGACUCUGACCUGGAAGAACCCACCCUUUACCAUGAGCACAUUUAAGCCCCUUCUGUGGACUAAGAGACUUCUCUGUUGUUUUCCAGCCCACCCCUCCCCCGUAGGGGACUCGAUGUCCUUUUGCCCUGCCCUUUCACCACCGUGGCUGGAGAUGGUGGUUUUUCCAUGGUGUUCCCAGCACUGGGGUUCUGAGGGUUGGUGGAGGGGGCUAGGCGCUGGGACCUCUGGUCCAGCCUGAACCAGGGCACCUGUUUGACAUGUGUGUGGAUACAACAAGCCCCAGGCUGCUGCUGCCUCUGUCCAGCACUCCCCCUUGAGGCUUGGCACACCCCUGCAUUCCUCAGUACCAAAUCUUGACCCAGGAAGCCUCAGGUGUGGCUCCGAUGCCACUGAAUGCUUCAUGGGGACACAGAGGAGAGGGCUGCUUCACCCACUGCAAGGUGUGCCUUGGCCGAAUCACACCUUGGCAACUUCACCUCUCCCAAGUUCCUUUCCCUGGCUCUCGGCUCAAACCUCCAGUCCCUUCUCCUCACCCCCCAAGGCCUCUGAAAAUAAAAAUCCCUCCAUUGCUGAGUGAUUCAGCUCGAACAGGUGUCUCGCUCUGCGAAACAGGAGCUCGGCAGUCUAGCCACAGCAGCCUCCCCCUCAGCUGUGCCCCAAAUCCUUCUUCCCUGUCACCCACAGUCAGGGUCUGAGGAAGUACAAAAAGGUUCUGCUGCUAAAGCAAGUUUGACAAACACUCAUCUAAGACUUGAGAUCCUUCCGGAGAGCAUGUCUGGUAGACACCGUCUCCCUGGGGCUGGGGCCAGCCCCUGGGCCGGGCAGAGGCUUUCCAUGGAUUCUGGCUCUCUUGUACUUGGAUUUCGCCAGUGCCGCUCUUGUUCUGUGGAGAUGUGCCUCUUGGUCAGACAGCAGGCCAAGUUCAUCCAAGGGGUGUGGAGCUCCAGCACCCACUUCCUUUCCUCAGCAGGAAGUCUGAGUCUCUUGUCCGGGAAUCAAACAGCUCGGGAUGUUGCAACAUCAAAGGAAACACAACAAAACCGAACUCAGAUGGAAAGACGAUGACAGAGAAGACACCGAGGGUGGGCCCUGAGGGAGCCUCCGGCCCUGUGCUCUUCUGGAAUUGGCCUUCUUCUGUCCAUGUUGCUGUUCCUGCCCGUGGUGCUGGGGCUCACAGAGACUCCUCUCUGCUGGGCCUCCUCAGCAGCAGAGCUAUAGCUGACUGUGGUCUUCCUACAUUCUCCCCCCAGAGGCCCAGCUCCCAACCCCCAAAUCCUCCUGGCUGUAGCAGAGAAUAUUUUUAAACCAAGAUUCUGUUUUAAUCAUCAUUUACGUCGCUUUCUUCCGUGAAGGCCACCCUCGUGUACCUUCCUAACCCACAAACCUGUUAACAUUGUCUUAAGGUGGAAUGGCUGUAAAAUCAGUAUUUAACUAAUAAAUUCAUCUGUACUCCUCUU
This is a messenger RNA of Mustela lutreola (European mink), 3737 nucleotides long. RefSeq names its product GATA binding protein 4 (gene GATA4). Gene Ontology annotation, biological process: cell fate commitment; negative regulation of transcription by RNA polymerase II; positive regulation of transcription by RNA polymerase II. Gene Ontology annotation, molecular function: zinc ion binding; DNA-binding transcription factor activity, RNA polymerase II-specific; RNA polymerase II cis-regulatory region sequence-specific DNA binding. NCBI's taxonomy places the organism in Eukaryota, Metazoa, Chordata, Mammalia, Carnivora, Mustelidae. Gene Ontology annotation, cellular component: nucleus. The transcript has 8 exons. The record is from RefSeq and is a predicted model, not a curated record. The coding region runs from base 734 to 2065 and encodes 443 amino acids.